AUGGAGUUGUCAGGAUUCGUCGAUCGCCUACGGAGCGGAGCCUCCCCCAAGUUCCCGCAAGAUGCCAAUUCGUUAGAGUUUGCCCGUCAUCUCGACUCUCAGGACAAGCUAAGCCAUCUUCGGGAUGAGUUUGUCAUCCCCACAAAGAGAUCUCUCAAGAAGAAGGCCUUGGAUGGAUCGAUUCCUUCCCAUGGUGCCUCUUCCAAUGGCACUAACGGUACCAACGGUCACAGCAAUGGCCACAAUGGAUCAAAGGACGACUCUGAGCAGUGCCUCUACUUUGUUGGCAACUCCCUUGGUGCUCAACCCAAGGCUGUCCGAGAGUAUCUCAACGCUCAGCUGGAGACAUGGGCAUCCAUCGGUGUCAACGGCCACUUUAGCGCAAUGGGCAACUCCCCCUUGACGCCUUGGCAAGACAUGGCUGAGGACUGCGCCAUCAAGUCUGCCGAUAUUGUCGGAGCUUCUCCCAGUGAGAUUGUCAUCAUGAACACCUUGACAGCCAACCUGCACUUUUUGAUGGCCAGCUUCUACAAGCCCAAUGAGAAGCGCCACAAGAUAAUUCUCGAGUGGAAGCCUUUCCCAAGUGACCACUACGCUAUUGAGAGUCAGGUUGUCUGGCAUGGACUGGACCCUGAGAAGAGCAUGGUCAAGAUCCACCCCAACGAUGACUUUAUCAUCACAACGGAUUUGAUCCUGGCUACUAUUGACGAGCACGCCGAGGAGACUGCUCUGCUUCUUCUUCCUGGUAUUCAAUACUACUCUGGCCAACUUUUCGACAUCCCCCGAAUCACCGCCUACGCCCAAGAAAGGGGAAUCGUCGUGGGCUGGGACCUGGCCCACGCCGCCGGAAACGUCGAGCUUAAGCUGCACGACUGGAACGUUGACUUUGCCUGCUGGUGCACAUACAAGUACAUCAACGCCGGCCCUGGUUCCAUCGCCGGAGCCUACGUCCACGAGAAGCACGGCAAGGUCGAGUUCAAGGACGACUCUGGCAAGCCCACGUAUCGACCCCGUCUCAUGGGCUGGUAUGGUGGAGACAAGAGCGUCCGAUUCAACAUGGACAACAAGUUUGUGCCCACUGUCGGUGCAGGAGGAUACCAGCUUUCCAACCCUUCCGCUAUUGAUCUGGCCAGCUUGUCUGGCGCCCUCUCCGUCUUCAACAAGACAAAGAUGCAUGAUAUUCGAUCAAAGGCUCUCGUCCUGACUGCCUACGCCGAGCAUCUGCUCGACCAGAUCAUCUCCGAGUCAUCCGACGAGACACCCCUCUUCCGCAUCAUCACGCCCCGUGAUCCCGCACAAAGGGGAACCCAACUGAGCGUUCUUCUCAGGGAAGGUCUGAUGGAGAGAGUGAGCGAGGCUCUGGAGGAGAACGGAGUCAUCUGCGAUAAGCGAAAGCCCGAUGUCAUCAGAGUUGCUCCUGUGCCUCUAUACACGAGGUUUGAGGAUGUGUGGAAGUUUAUGCAGGUGCUGAGGGGGGCACUGAGCCAAUGA
Fusarium keratoplasticum is the source of this 1491-nucleotide messenger RNA. Its product is annotated as Kynureninase. Gene Ontology annotation, biological process: NAD+ biosynthetic process. The record is from RefSeq and is a predicted model, not a curated record. Gene Ontology annotation, molecular function: kynureninase activity; pyridoxal phosphate binding. The transcript has 2 exons. The coding region runs from base 1 to 1491 and encodes 496 amino acids. Gene Ontology annotation, cellular component: cytoplasm. Lineage: Eukaryota; Fungi; Ascomycota; Sordariomycetes; Hypocreales; Nectriaceae.